Molecule: messenger RNA, 3987 nt
Organism: Penicillium verhagenii
Lineage: Eukaryota; Fungi; Ascomycota; Eurotiomycetes; Eurotiales; Aspergillaceae
Exons: 5
Coding region: 1-3987 (1328 amino acids)
Biological process (GO): glutathione metabolic process
Cellular component (GO): cytosol
Molecular function (GO): 5-oxoprolinase (ATP-hydrolyzing) activity
Source: RefSeq, a predicted model, not a curated record
AUGCACCUCAUCAACAUGGAGGAAGCCGAGAAAAAGGGUAUUCGUAUUGCGAUCGAUAGAGGCGGUACCUUCACCGAUUGCAUAGGAAAUCCAGGAUCAGGCCGCUUGGAAGAUGACGUUGUGAUCAAAUUGUUAUCUGAAGAUCCUAAUAACUACCAAGAUGCCCCUCUUGAAGGCAUACGACGAAUCCUAUCCAGGUUCACGGGCCGUGAUAUCCCACGAGGUGGAUUGAUUGACACCACUCUGAUCCAGAGCAUUCGAAUGGGCACAACGGUUGCGACCAAUGCAUUACUGGAGCGCAAAGGCGAAAGGAUUGCGUUGGUAGUCAGUAAGGGAUUUCGGGACUGCCUUCGCAUCGGUAAUCAGUCACGCCCUAGAAUCUUCGAUCUCGCCAUCAAACGUCCGAAGGUACUAUAUGAAGAAGUGGCGGAAGUAGACGAGCGCGUUACCCUGGAAGACUACGCAGAGGAUCCUCAACGCCAUGUCACAGACACAAAUUUACAAGGAAACCCGCCUCUCGACACCGGGAUUGUCCGAGGCCUAUCUUCUGAGGCAGUUCGGAUCCUAAAACGUCCAUCUGAAAUCGUGGUAAAAGCACAACUACAAGAUAUAUAUGAUCGAGGAAUCCGCAGUAUCGCAGUGUGCCUCAUGCAUGGCUACACAUUUCCAGAUCACGAAGCGCUAGUUGGACGGCUUGCCAGCGAAAUUGGCUUCCAUCAUGUCAGCCUCAGUCAUGAGCUUAUGCCCAUGAUCAAGCUCAUCCCACGAGCGACUUCAGCCUGUGCAGAUGCGUAUUUGACACCCACUAUUAAAAGAUAUAUUUCAGGGUUCCAAGCUGGGUUUGAAGGGGGCCUUGGCAAUAAAAGUAUCAAGAAGCAGAAAGGCUUAUGGGGAGCUCGCUGCGAGUUCAUGCAGUCAGAUGGCGGGCUGGUUGAUGUCGACCAGUUCUCUGGCCUACGAGCCAUUUUAUCGGGUCCAGCCGGUGGAGUUGUGGGCUACGCAUUGACAUCGUAUGAUCAUGAAGCGAAAAUCCCUAUCAUUGGAUUUGAUAUGGGGGGAACAAGUACUGAUGUCAGCCGAUAUGGAGCAGGUCACUACGAACACGUGUUUGAGACCAAUAUAGCUGGAGUGACCAUCCAAUCACCCCAGCUAGAUAUCAACACUGUGGCCGCUGGUGGUGGCUCUAUGCUAUUUUACCGCAAUGGACUUUUUGUUGUUGGUCCUGAAUCCGCGGGGGCACACCCAGGUCCGGCGUGCUACCGGAAAAAUGGCCCAUUGACGGUGACUGAUGCCAAUCUGUUCCUUGGUAGAUUGGUUGCCGAAUUUUUCCCUGAUAUAUUUGACACCGGCGCAGAUCAGAGGCUGGACGAACACAGAAGUCGCGAGUUAUUUGAUCAGUUGACCCGCCAUAUCAACGAAGACAUGACCCAAGAGGGACAAGGGAAGGUGAUGACUGCAGACGAAGUUGCCUUCGGAUUUAUUCAGAUUGCUAACGAGACGAUGACCCGGCCAAUUCGAUCAUUAACAGAAGCCAAGGGUCAUGAAACUUCCAAACAUAGACUGGCCACCUUUGGCGGUGCAGGAGGGCAACAUGCCGUGGCGAUUGCAGAGAGCCUUGGAAUUCGACAGAUUCUGAUCCAUCGAUAUUCUUCGGUUCUUUCUGCGUAUGGUAUGGCACUAGCUGACGUGGUUGACGAGAACCAGGAACCAGAAUCCAAGAUCUGGAGCGAUGAUCAAAGUGAUAUACAGGAUCUCAAAGAGAAGAUGUCGCAACUGAAGAUGAAGUCAUGCCACAGAUUACAAGAGCAAGGAUUUGCUGAAAAUUCCAUUAUGUUUGAAGAGUAUCUCAAUAUGCGUUAUAGGGGCACAGAAUCUGCCCUCAUGAUCUUGAAGCCUAGCAAAGAGGAGUCCAAUCCUCUAUUCGAUGGAGAGGACUGGGCCUUUGGCAAAGCUUUUUUACGUCAACAUGAGCAGGAAUUCGGGUUCAUCCUUCCAGGUCGGGAUAUAAUCAUUGACGACGUACGAGUGAGAGGCAUUGGGAAAGGCUUCCAAACAUUCGAGAAAACGGUGGAUCAACAACUUGAAGAAUCCAAACCCCAAGACGUAAUAGAGGGUCGAGAAUACCGAAAGUCCUUUGUGUAUUUCGAGGGCGGUCGACAUGAGACACCAAUCUAUAGAUUGGAUGAGCUACAAGUCAAUGACCGAGUGAAAGGACCAGCUAUCCUGGUUGACAAUACUCAGACUAUCUUGGUGUCCCCAGGAACCUCCGCGCUUCUCAUCAAGACUCACGUUGUUAUCAAUCUGGGUGAAUCCGAUGCCAAUCUGCUGUCCCAAAUCAGCACUGAGACGAUAGACCCGAUUCUCCUCAGCGUCUUUUCGCACCGAUUCAUGGCUAUUGCGGAGCAGAUGGGACGGGCUUUACAGAAAACCAGCGUCAGUACUAAUGUCAAGGAAAGGCUCGAUUACUCAUGUGCGUUGUUCGACGCCCAAGGUGGAUUGGUUGCGAAUGCACCACAUCUCCCCGUUCAUUUGGGAAGCAUGUCAACCUGCGUUUGUAUGCAGGCUCAACUUUGGCAUGGCAAAUUAAAACCAGGUGAUGUCGUUGUAUCCAACCAUCCGGAGUUUGGCGGUACUCAUCUUCCCGAUAUAACGGUUCUGCAACCCGCUUUUAGUGGCGGGGAAAUCAUUUUCUAUGUCGCUUCGAGGGCACAUCAUGCUGAUAUAGGUGGCAUUCUGCCUGGAUCUAUGCCCCCUCACUCCAAGGAGCUCUACCAGGAGGGAGCUAUGGUCAAGAGCGAGAGGCUGGUCUCUGAAGGCAAAUUCAACGAGGGGCGCAUCACGGAGCUACUCUACAACGAACCUGCCCGGUAUUCCGAUUGCAGUGGAACCCGGUGUCUAGCAGACAAUUUGAACGACCUGAAGGCCCAAAUUGCUGCUAACAAGAAAGGAAUCAACCUGAUCAACACCCUCAUUGAAGAAUAUGGAGAAGGUCUUGUUUUAUUCUACAUGCGUCAGAUACAAGACAAUGCAGAGCUCAGUGUACGAAAUCUACUUAAGGAGAUCAGCCACAAAUUUGCAGGCCACGACCUGAAGACGAUUGAUUACAUGGACGAUGGAACCCUCAUUCAGCUGCAGGUAUCAAUCGACGAAGAUAGAGGUGAAGCAAUCUUCGAUUUUGAUGGAACGGGCCCAGAGGUUUACGCCAAUAUCAACGCCCCCGAAGCCGUCACAUACUCUGCAAUUAUAUAUUGCCUGCGAUGUCUCAUUUCUGCCGACAUCCCGCUGAACCAAGGUUGUUUGAAACCAAUUGAUAGUCAACGAGUGACCGAUGUCAUUCUCAAAUGCUUCCGAGUCUGCGCCGCCUCCCAGGGAGAUACCAACAACUUAACAUUUGGAUUUGGUGGCAACAGAGCUGGUGAAAUAGAAACAAAGGGAUUUGGGUACUAUGAAACCAUCGCUGGUGGGAGUGGGGCAGGACCUCAUUGGGAGGGCACGUCCGGAGUGCAUACCCACAUGACCAAUACGCGUAUCACCGACGCCGAAGUUUUUGAAAGGCGAUAUCCUGUUCUGUUGCGGGAGUUCAGCCUACGAGCUAAGUCGGGUGGAGAGGGCAAACAUCGUGGGGGAGAUGGUGUAAUCCGAGAUAUCGAGUUUCGUAUCCCAGUCCAGGUCUCUAUCCUUUCCGAACGCAGAGUCCAUCCCCCGUACGGGUUGGAAGGGGGCGAAAACGGUAUAUGCGGCCAGAACCUUUGGAUCCGUCUUGUUCAACGGCCUGACGGCGAGUGGGAAGAGCGACUUAUCAACCUAGGUGGGAAAAAUUCCGUUCAGAUGCAACCGGGGGAACGUAUCAUCAUCCAAACCCCCGGAGGUGGAGGAUGGGGCCGAGUCGGUAGCCAGCAUCAGCUUCUUCAUGAGCAAGAUGCUCGUCACGCCUGGCGGGGAGGCUCAAUUGCCCACCGAGAGGCCACCCAAGGGGCAAGUAUGUAA